Messenger RNA from Penicillium odoratum, 2238 nucleotides. RefSeq names its product grainyhead-like protein. The record is from RefSeq and is a predicted model, not a curated record. Gene Ontology annotation, biological process: regulation of transcription by RNA polymerase II. The transcript is spliced from 5 exons. Gene Ontology annotation, molecular function: RNA polymerase II cis-regulatory region sequence-specific DNA binding; DNA-binding transcription activator activity, RNA polymerase II-specific. The coding region runs from base 1 to 2238 and encodes 745 amino acids. Gene Ontology annotation, cellular component: nucleus. NCBI's taxonomy places the organism in Eukaryota, Fungi, Ascomycota, Eurotiomycetes, Eurotiales, Aspergillaceae.
AUGUUUCGCAACCGAAACAAUACUCAGAAGCCUGAUGAUGACUUCAUCAGUCGCUUCCAACAGACAUUCUCCGAUGUGGUACCUCGUCGAGACAGCGAGGACGACGAAAAUGGCCAUUUCGCGGGAUCAAUAGAUCCCAUGAUGGCGGGAAGGUCAGGCAUGCAAGGCCACGACAUCAAAAUGGAGGAUCAUAAUAUGAAAUUUAUGCCUGAGCGUACGCCCCGGAACCUGCAAGACCUCAAUUUUUCGCCGUCAUGGUUGGAUCCAAAUUCAAUGAACAUGGUCCCCAUGGCCAACCAACAUCCCGGUUUCUACACCCCCAACUCUGGUGGCAUGGGUGCCAUCUUCCAUAGCCAGGCGGGCGACCUACACACCCCAACCGCCGGCUUGCACACUAUGACCCCGCUCUCUCUCACGAAUCCCAUUGGCGCCCACCAGCAACAUCAACAUCAUCCUGCAAUGAGUCAUUUUAGUCCACAGUUUCUCGGACACCAGAUGCCUGAAAUGAAUCCCUACUUGCAAGCCUCUUACGCGCCGAGUGCUUUUAUGCAGCGUGACGCGGGCUACGACGUUAUGGAUGAGACGGUGGAUGAUUCGUCUGUCAGUGGAAUUCCGCUUGAUCAAGCAUCAAAUAUUUCCACUAUGACAACUUCGACAGACUUUUCAUCCGCCCCCGCCGGCCACCCGAUUGGGUUGUCAUAUGCAGGUGAACAAUUCCGUUAUAAUGUUUCCCUGCGUGCCCCGACUGCAAUGGUCAAGCAUGUCAGAGAAAUUCCCGUGUCCUACCUCAACAAGGGCCAAACCUAUAAUUUACAAGUGGUGGAUUCAAACCCGCCAAUGCCGAGCUCCGGACCACUCCGCUACCGAACUUUUGUCCGCGUUUCAUUCGAGGAAGAAGAGCAGCGAUUGAAGCCGUCCGCCUGCUGGCAAUUAUGGAAGGAAGGCCGGGGUACCAGCGAAGCACACCAACGCGGGGGGAAACUUUUGGCCGUGGAAUACGUCGACCCGCUCCAAGGUGGUGAUGAUAAUAAGCACCGCCAGUUGCAAAUCGAGCAGAUGUCUUUCGAUGGGUUCUGCGUGACCUGGACUUCCAACCCGGCUACCGGCACUUCCGACUGCAGUAUCCCCGUACGUUUUAACUUUUUAUCUACUGAUUUCAGCCAUUCGAAGGGUGUCAAGGGUAUCCCAGUUCGACUCUGUGCGAAGACCGAGCUUCUCUCGCCAGGGGAAGAAGCAGGUGGAUCGCGCGAGCCCGAGGUGUGCUACUGCAAGGUCAAGCUGUUCCGAGACCAUGGUGCUGAGCGAAAACUGUCCAACGAUAUCGCCCACGUCAAAAAGACUAUCGAGAAAUUGAAGCAGCAGAUUGCUCAGGCUGAGAUGGGUGGAGGAUUUGGGAAGCGCAAGCGUGGCACUAAUGCUGCUGCGAAUGUGAAAUCAAUCGACCGGUCUAGGCCUCCCCUGAAGCACAAGCGCACUUGGUCAUCAGGCUCACAGGAUGGCUCUGAGAAGCUAUCAUUGGAGGACGAUUUACAAUCCAAGCUGGCUAUGAUGCAGGACAUGUUCUCGUCAACUCGGACCACGAGUAUUCUCGCGCUUCGCGGCGACGAGGGUGAUGAUCCUGACAAAUAUCCAGUCCGAUUACCAGCGGAGGGCGAGUUUAUUAAAACAGAGGGCUUGAACUUCCAGAACCACAGUGCCUCGCAGUCUAUGGAGUCUUUGAUUCUAUCACCCACCAGCAGCCAUGCUUCGUUGAACUCACCGCGCUUGGGCUCUACGCAGUUUAUGAAGGACAGGGCCAAGAAACCAAUUGCUGUCCCACAAGUGGUAUCCAAGGACAGGGUUUCACAAGGUUAUAUCGAGGCUGUGGAUAUCGACCCUACUUACCGACCUCCUGCCGAGCGGCCGCCCAAGCCAAUCGCCUGCUUCUACGUCCGAUUUUCCGGCAACGAUCAACACCCCGCAGAUUACUACCGUGCAAUCUACCUAACCGAGCGCACGGUUCGGGACUUGAUGAAGAAAAUAUCUGAGAAGCACCACAUCGAUCCAUCACGGAUAGUCCGCAUUCUUCAUGUCAACGAAGCCGGCUUACGGAUCAUGGUCGAUGACGAUGUGGUACGCGAGCUACCGGAAGGUCAAGACAUGGUUGUUGAUAUUUACGAAACGCCGGAUGCCGAAGUCAACAACCCUAACUCGCCCGUCUCGCCUGGCUCCCCGGUGGAGAUCAAAUUAACAUAUUAA